UUCUGAGUGUGCUUGUGAGAGGGACGUGAAAUGUUAGUUACAAACCUUUAAAAAGCCGAGAAGUCAUCUCAACUCCAAUAUUUACAUACACUGAAUACGUAAGUAGUUCUCACUCAAACUCUUCUUGGGGACCCUCAUUUACUACGCUUGCACAGCUGUCGUGUGUAACCAGAGAGCCUGUAGCAGGUAGGUGUCGUUAAGGUGGAGGAGAAAGAGGAGGGCAGACUGUCGAUUGUUUUACAGGAUGACUGCCUCCCAUUUUCAGCAUUUAAACGAUGGAGCUUGAAGAGAGAAGAACCUGUUGCGACAAUUUAUGACGGGACAACAGACUGAAACCUAGCUUGACAGGAGGACCGUGGAGAGGACAGUUUUUCAGCUUUAUCAAAAUGCCUUUUUAUGGACUAUUCGCUCAUUUUUAUAUUUCCAUAACACGUGGAAAAUUAAUUACAGCGGACCUGAUUACCUUCUCAUGACAAAUCCAAUGGUUAACCUAACAGACUGCUCUCUGAGGAGCGCUAGCGUAAUGGAAUUUUUAUGUCGGAAGAAAAAGAAUGUCAGGACUGCGGUCAGCUUGACUUUGGUUUUUGCCACUUUACUGAUGCUUCAGAAAUUAAUAACAGUGGACACGAAUGUUAAAGGUAUCAAAGUCGACGUGAAACGCAAAUGGUGUGGCCCCACAUGUAAAAGCAUAAAGGCUGUUGAAAAUUCAUCCAACGUUAAUGCCUUGGCGCCGGUGGGAAAACCUUUGCCAAGAAAAUGGGACGUGAAUAAAAUUAAGUGUCAUGAAAAUUCGACGAUAAAGAGCCAAGCCUGGUUCCGUCGUCUGGGCCCGAGGUUCCACGAAUUUGUUCUGCACAGACAUUGCAGGUACUAUCCAAUGUUGCUAAAUCACCCGGAGAAGUGUAGCGGCGACGUGGAUGUUCUGGUCGUGGUCAAAUCGGUUAUCGAAGAACAUGACCGGCGAGAAGCCGUGAGGCAGACCUGGGGAAAGGAGCAAGAAAUCCAGGGCUUGAAAAUCAAAACACUCUUUUUAUUAGGCACUCCAGCCACUGGCAAAGACGCGCGAAAUUUACAAGCCCUCGUCCAAUAUGAAGACCGAACCUACGGGGACAUCUUACAGUGGGACUUCAUGGACACCUUCUACAACCUCACCUUAAAAGAGGUAAACUUUCUGAGAUGGUUCAACAUCUACUGCAGUGGAGUUCCCUUCGUCUUCAAAGGGGACGAUGACGUUUUUGUCCACACCAAGAAUCUGGUGGAACUAAUUGGCUUUCGGGUGGAGGAGAACAGGGUGGAAAACCUCAUUGUAGGAGACACUAUUUUAGAAGCCAAACCGAUCAGAAACCGCCAGAGUAAAUAUUUUAUUCCCAAAGAGUUGUAUGAUAAACGCUAUCCACCUUAUUUGGGUGGGGGAGGAUUUCUCAUGUCUUCUCAGGUGGCCCACAAGCUCUUUGUCGUUUCUGAGAGCGUAGAGCUUUACCCCAUUGAUGAUGUGUUUUUGGGCAUGUGCCUGCAGAAGCUGAAGAUCGUCCCAGAGCUGCAUCUGGGCUUCCGGACAUUUGGGAUCAUCAAGCGUAAAGUGACUCCUCUGAACCGGGAGCCCUGCUUCUUUCGCAACCUCAUCGUGGUGCACAAACUCGUUCCGCAGGAGCUGCUGCAAAUGUGGACGCUUGUUCAAAACGAGGACUUGAGCUGCGCCAGGCAAGUCGUAAUAUGAAAAGACGAGUAUUUAUAAAGACAGACAGAAUUUUUUUUUUUUUU
Molecule: messenger RNA, 1761 nt
Organism: Labeo rohita (rohu)
Lineage: Eukaryota; Metazoa; Chordata; Actinopteri; Cypriniformes; Cyprinidae
Gene: b3gnt7l
Product: UDP-GlcNAc:betaGal beta-1,3-N-acetylglucosaminyltransferase 7, like
Exons: 1
Coding region: 470-1717 (415 amino acids)
Cellular component (GO): membrane
Molecular function (GO): hexosyltransferase activity
Source: RefSeq, a predicted model, not a curated record